AUCACAUAAGUUCCUGUAAUAGGUGAUGAGCCAUCUCGUUUAAUUGAAGUAAGGAUGUCGUACAUGUUUAAUAGUUUUUGGAGACCAUGAUUCCCCUUUCCUUCCGCCUUGAAUAACCGGAAACAUUUCAUGAGGAUAGACAAAAUGUCAGGUUUAAUUUCAUUCACACGUUUUACUGACUACGGCGCUUAUUUCUCACUCCCCCUGCCCUUCAGCGUGUACCUAGGCGUUGCAGUUGCCGCCCUUGGAAUUUUGCUGUGCAUAUUUGUUGGAAUUGCGAACGGUAUUAGAAGAUGUUUCACAAGAGGGACAAUGCCGAUGUCCACUGAUGAUUUCUCCAGUACUCGCCAUAUUAUGGACGUCGAGAUGACAUACUCACAUUCAACAAAACACAAACAAUUUUCUCAGCGACCGGGGAACCUGUCAGUACGAGAUGAGCGGAGUUCCCAUGGAUACGCAGACAUUGAUGACCUUGACCCAGAUGAUUAUGAAAAUGUCAAAGAGAGGCUAAGUGACACAGAUUCUGACGAUUAUGAAAAUCUCAGAUCAGGAAUAUGAAAUCUUACUGUUCAAAAGUGCUUCAAACGGAAUGUCAGUACGACCGUUCUCAAUAGGACGGUGAUAACAAACAAUUUAAUUGAAUCUUAAUACUAGUGGUUUAUGUAAACACAAAUGCAGAUAUCACUGCAGAAAAUGUCAUUUUUUAAUUGUAAAUGUUUUGACUGUCAAAAUCGUAUCAAUUUUUUUUUUUUACAAAUAAUAGCUUUAGCAAAAUGUACAACAUUUUGUGUAUAUUUUCAAGAGAGUUUUGUUUGCUUAAGAUACAAUAAUUGCAAUGUUUUAUUCAUUGGUUUGUAAAUUGAAAAACAUGCUUCUAUCCUUACUCCACUUUAUGGGUAAAACACAUGAAUAAAUAUAAAUGACGAAAUCACUGUUACCUGAUAGAUUGGUAUCACUUAAAUAAAUAUUUCCCUUAUUUUCUUUGUAAUAUAUAUUAAAAGAUAUUUUUGAUUUUAAUUAUUUACCUGUUAUUAAUCAUUCUAACAUUAAUUUGCAAACCUUAUUGUAUAUUAUAAGCUUUUAGGAAUUGACGGGAAACUUUUUUAAAAUCUGGACUAAAUGAUAGUUCAAUGAUAAAGAAAUGAUGAAAAUUAUGCAGGUAUACGAUAUGCAUAUAAAAAUUUGGGGGUUCUGAUUGCUUUUGUUUUGGAGCAAUUUUUCACCUUUCUAUAUAUUUUUUUUUAAAUAUAGUGUAAUCACAUAUUAAUUUUUUGUUAUCAUAUGCUGUUCUUAAAUGUCAUCUUCCCAUCAAACAGUUGUUCUUCGCUCAAGAUUUGUUUGAGUUGACUUGCAAGCUAAAAAGACGAAAAUAA
Molecule: messenger RNA, 1373 nt
Organism: Magallana angulata
Lineage: Eukaryota; Metazoa; Mollusca; Bivalvia; Ostreida; Ostreidae
Exons: 3
Coding region: 130-558 (142 amino acids)
Source: RefSeq, a predicted model, not a curated record